AUAACACCGCACCACGGCAUGCAGUGUAACCUGUACCGAUCUCGAGAGUGGAUACUACUCCUCAUCCCGCGAGAGUGCGUGAAAUCCACUGCGUAUUAAAUAAUCGGUUUGAGAAACAACAGUAACAAGCAAUAUACAAACUGUCUUCGGCCAUGGGUUGUACAGGAUCCGCUCGCUACUUGUUGGCAGUGGCGACGAUAGCCAUGGCAAUUUCGCUUGGCUGUGCGGCCCCCAUAUUCGGCGUGAUCUUAUCCAGUCAACGCAACACCAGCGACUCCGUUCCUACGUCGCUACUGUCCAAGUUACCGCUAACGACACCGAACAAAUUUUCGUUGAUCUUCAAUACCGAUAAAGGCCAGUCGCUGCUUACUUUUCCGGGCAACAAACAACCAGAUUCGCAGCAACCACCUCAGCAACAGCCACAGCAGAGCCCGCCAAAACCGACGGUGGUCGAACACCCGAAUGAAAAAGACCCUUACCAGUCGUCGGCAAACGCAUCUGAGAUGACUUCGCCGAGACCGAAGCUGGAGACGACAACCCACGAUCGAUCCGUCAUCGAAGUUCCGCUGAAAGAUUGCGGUGCGGGUAAAAAGAUAAACAAACACCGGGAAUGUGUUGACAUAAAUACCGACCCCGAAGCCGAAUAGACGAUCGGCCGAACUGCACAACCAUUAUAGUGAAUGCACUAUACCUACGUCGAUUCUCAAAAUAAUUGUAUGCAAUUUAUUUUACAGACAUUUUGUUUUUAUCCCCCUCUAUUGCAUGAUGUGAUAUAUAUAAUAAUAUUAUGUAUUUAUAUUUUAUAUGUAUAUUCAGUGUAACACGCGUUUUUUUCCAGUUCGAAAACGUUUACGUGUGACGAAAUAUGAAUAAACGAAAUAAAAAAUCUUAA
Molecule: messenger RNA, 892 nt
Organism: Metopolophium dirhodum (rose-grain aphid)
Lineage: Eukaryota; Metazoa; Arthropoda; Insecta; Hemiptera; Aphididae
Exons: 1
Coding region: 153-647 (164 amino acids)
Source: RefSeq, a predicted model, not a curated record